Messenger RNA from Sinocyclocheilus grahami, 2349 nucleotides. RefSeq names its product fibronectin type III domain containing 10 (gene fndc10). The transcript has 2 exons. The coding region runs from base 402 to 1217 and encodes 271 amino acids. The record is from RefSeq and is a predicted model, not a curated record. Lineage: Eukaryota; Metazoa; Chordata; Actinopteri; Cypriniformes; Cyprinidae.
CACACAGGAGGAGGGCACACAUUAUAAACUAAUGCCAAAUUACAUGCGCAUCUUUCUGAAUCUUUCUGAUACAGGACGUUUUUAAAAGUCACCUGACAGACAUUAAGACGCUGACGUAACCGGUGUGUUUCAGCUAUUUUCAGCAAAGCGAUGAGACACAAAACUCGACACAUCCCUCAGCAGACGGUCUGCCCGUGUUUAGCAGAAGUGCGUACGCUGUUUAAAAGCAGAACACGUCUUCAGUAGAGCUGCUCGCGGCUCGAGGCUCGUGACGGAGAUGUGAUCAUCAGUAGUGACGCUCGGACAGAUGCUCUCCGCGCUCGGCUGGUUCUGCUUCUCGGAGGUGUGAUGGCGAACGCGCUGUUCUCCGCAGCUGCGCACGUUUAACCGUUAAACCAGACAUGGUGCGCCGUCAGGGACCGGUUCUGCCGGUUCUGCUGGUUCUGCUGGUUCUCAGCGGCGGGAGUUCUGCUUUACCGGACCGGGCCAGCGCCGAUGCGCAACACGACACCACCGACAGUAAUAACACCAAUAAAUACACCAAUCAAGACUCUCUGGGAACCACCGAGCGCCUACCAAAGCUACAGGACAACAGCAGUGCUGUGAGACGGUGGCGCGUUCUGGGGGACCCCGGGCCCUUGUGCGCUUACCGCACUCUCGACGCAGGUGACCCCGGGCCUCUGUGCUUCCGCUACGCCCAAACCCACUUCAGGUGCGCUAGCGCUAGCUGUCGACAGGUGAGCUCACCUGGAGGGCAACUCACGGCGAAUAUUCUGUCCAACGGAAGUGUGUUCAUUCAGUGGACGGUCGCUCACGAGGCCCCGCCGAAGGGCCCCGCUCCACAUCAACCGGGCGGGUUCAGGCUUAGCUGCUGGUGGAACGGAAGCUACACGCAAUUCGAAUGCGCCGGCGUUCAUUUAGGCGCCGGCUGCAGGGAUUAUUUACUAAACGAGCUGCACACGAACGUGCCCUACCGGCUGUGCGUGCGGCCCUACGACCUCGAACGGGACGAAGCCUGCGUGGAGUUCAGCCUCGCGCCCGGCGGGAUGCAGGACAUCGUUAUCGCCAUGACGACGGUGGGCGGAGCCAUCUGCGUGAUGCUGGUCAUCAUCUGCCUGCUGGUGGCCUACAUCACCGAAAACAUCAUGAACCCGACGGCGCAGCACACGCUCGCGGCGCAGCACUCGCACAGAUCGCACUUACACACGCACCUGUGAAAACAUCGUUAUCGUUAUCGUUAUCGUUAUCGUCACGCAAACACACAUGCGCACUUUUCCUACAACCAAGUGCGGAAUCCACGUCAAACUGCACUUUCACGACACUAUUUACCGGCUGCGUUCGGAAUGGCGUACUUAGCUACUAGUUAACCGAAUACUGCGCGGUGUGCGCGGUCUACUACUUUAGAGAAAUAGCAAAGUAGGCACUGUUCUGAAAUGGUGGCGUGCUACUCAUCGUGUCGCAUGUGGGUGGCGUCCAGUUCUUAGAAAAGACUGUUUGCAUGUUUUAGCGCAAUUUAAAAUGUUGGCAGUCACACACGGAGUUGCGAAAGGGAUGCAGUAUUCCGCAGAAAUAGUAGGAAUAAUAUGACAAUUCCGAACAUAGCCAUCCCUUACGAAAAUUAACCAGGAUUUUAUUGUAGUAAAAGUGUACAGUAGUAACCAUGGUUUUUCUGGCGUAUUGAUUACCAUUUGUAUAACCACAGUUUUAACUAUGGUUAGCGUAACAAAACCAUGUGGUUACCAACGCUUCGCUUUUUUCCUGUGUUUAUGUGCAUUUUCAUCUAUAGUCUCGUUUAAUACUCCCUACAUUUACCAAAAAACUGUGCACUCGUUGACAUUUAGACUGAUAGCUAUAUUAAUAUUUGUUUCAGAAAUGCAAAAUAACGGCACAUGAUGGCUUUGCGUGAGGUGUUUUCAGGCUCAGUGAGUGUAGUAAGGAAGGAAAGCUGCUUUACUGUUAUCCGAGCCACGCUGUAGUUUUGUACUCUGUGUGUCAAACCCAAUAAUUUACAGUAUGCCUUAUCUUUACACGACUCGUCUCAUUCUGAGUUAGUAGUAUUCGCCAAAAUAAGGACCCACUGACUGGCGGAACAGUCUUUUGAAUACUCUGCUUUUUCCUCUGUUAUAUAAACCUUUUGUGUCAAUAAACGAGGGUGAAUUUAAUAAACAGGCUUGCUUUGUGUUUUGUUUAUUGGGUUUACUGUUUUUUGGCUUUUCAUUAAGUAUUUUGUUCAGGCUAAUGGAAAGAAAGCAUCCAGAAUACACCUUCAAGUGUUUCUUUCAUAGCACUGUAUCUAUUUCUGUCUGUAGAUUUCUAUUACAACACGUAUCUCCAAAGGCUGCUUUCCCA